AUGCCAUCCUUUUGACCAAACUGCAAAAGAAGGUUAGACCCUUCCCUUCCCCUUCUCCCACGCCCUUUAUCAACAGCACACCUCUCUUCGUUUUCUUUUCACUCGCUUUAAUCUCUCUUUCUCCUCUCUUUUCUCUCAUGGUCUUGUUUCAGUAGUCAUGGCUGUAGAGCUUAUGAUGGCUUAUAGGAACGAUGGUUUUGCAGCUAAAGUGGAAGAGAACGCAGUCCAAGAGGCUGCUUCAGGGCUUGAGAGUGUCAAUAAGCUCAUCAGAUUGCUCUCGCAUCAAAAUCAAGAAAAUCUUCAAUCGUCAUCUUCUUCUCCAAGCUCAGGACCCUCCAUGGAUAUAGGGAUGGAUUGCAAGGCAGUUGCAGAUGUUGCUGUUUCUAAAUUCAAGAGAGUUAUUUCUCUUCUGGGUCGAACCAGAACUGGCCAUGCUCGCUUUAGAAGAGCUCCUGUGGCAACUCCUGUAAACAACACCCAGAUUAGCCUAGAAAAUCAAGUUCUUGAAAGUAAGGUUUAUUAUGCUAUGCCGAUCCAGCUGAUUCCUCCUCCUCCUCCUCCUCCUCCUCCUCCUCCAGUUCCUAAUCAUUUCCAUGAUUAUUCUUCUGUGACGAUGAUGUCAAAGAAUAAUGGGGUGAUCAGUGACAGGAAAGAAUCGUCUACCACCCUCAAUUUUUCUUAUUCUUCUGCUGGGAAUUCUUUUGUUUCUUCCUUGACCGGUGAUACGAUUGAUAGUAAACAGCUAUCCUCUUCAUCAGCGUUUCAGAUUACCAAUCUUUCUCAGGUUUCUUCAUCUGGAAAGCCUCCACUUUCUUCUUCUUCCUUGAAGAGGAAGUGUAGUUCUGAGAAUAUGGGUUCUGGAAAGUGCAGUGGUGGGUCUUCUGGUCGUUGCCAUUGCUCUAAGAAGAGUAGAAAGUUGAGACUGAAGAGAGUGGUGAGGGUUCCAGCAAUUAGCUUGAAGAUGGCUGAUAUUCCACCAGAUGAUUACUCCUGGAGAAAAUAUGGACAAAAACCCAUUAAAGGGUCCCCUCAUCCAAGAGGCUAUUACAAGUGCAGUAGCGUGAGAGGUUGCCCAGCACGUAAGCAUGUGGAGCGAGCUUUAGACGAUCCAUCAAUGCUUGUAGUCACCUACGAAGGAGAACACAAUCAUACUCUCUCCAUUGCAGAGACAACCAAUCUCAUCUUAGAAUCCUCAUAGGUUAAUCACCAGCGUCAUCAUCUUCAUCCCAUCAACAACAAAAACAAAAACUGUAACCAAAAACAGUUUUAAACAAAUGGGAUUUUAGUUUCAUUUCAACUUGAGUGUAGGAAUAGUUUGUAGUAACAGUAGCUAGCGAGAGCUGUGUACAAUGGGAUUCAAAGAAACUCUCUCAAGCUUUAAUCUCAAAGGAGAUUAGUGGGUUUGGUUCAUUUCAUUUCUCUCUGUAAAAUAUUAUAAAUUCCUCAGCUUCUCAAUUUUUAUUUUUUUCA
Messenger RNA from Hevea brasiliensis (rubber tree), 1470 nucleotides. Its product is annotated as probable WRKY transcription factor 15. The transcript has 3 exons. Bases 158 to 1198 code for a protein of 346 amino acids. Gene Ontology annotation, biological process: regulation of DNA-templated transcription. NCBI's taxonomy places the organism in Eukaryota, Viridiplantae, Streptophyta, Magnoliopsida, Malpighiales, Euphorbiaceae. Gene Ontology annotation, molecular function: sequence-specific DNA binding; DNA-binding transcription factor activity. The record is from RefSeq and is a predicted model, not a curated record.